Gavia stellata (red-throated loon) is the source of this 3378-nucleotide messenger RNA. RefSeq names its product guanylate cyclase 2F, retinal (gene GUCY2F). The transcript is spliced from 18 exons. The coding region runs from base 1 to 3378 and encodes 1125 amino acids. Gene Ontology annotation, molecular function: ATP binding; protein kinase activity; guanylate cyclase activity. Lineage: Eukaryota; Metazoa; Chordata; Aves; Gaviiformes; Gaviidae. The record is from RefSeq and is a predicted model, not a curated record. Gene Ontology annotation, biological process: receptor guanylyl cyclase signaling pathway; protein phosphorylation; intracellular signal transduction.
AUGUCAUUUCUCCAACUGUGUCCUAACAGUUUGUUCUGGGUGCUGUCAAGGCACGUUAAAUUGCAUCAGUUCAAUUCUGGAAAUUCAUCCAAGACAUUUUUCCAGGCUCUCUGGUGGCUGCUGUUGGGAAUAAUCCUACUUUGCUCUCCAGCACAUUGUUCUGUUUUUAAAAUUGGAUUGCUCGGACCCUGGAACUGUGACCCCUUCUUUUCCAAAGCCUUUCCCCACGUGGCUGCCAGGAUAGCAGUGGGACGAAUAAGCAAAGAUCCUUCACUAGAUCUUGGCCACAGGCUGGAUUAUGUGGUCCUGCAAGAAGAAUGUGAGACAUCAAGAGCUCUAGUUAGAUUCAUUGACUUUGGAAAGCUUUCCUCAGCUUUCAUAGGCCCUCUGAACCCUGGCUUCUGUGAGGUGGCUACACUUUUAGGGGAAAACUGGAAUAAAGCCAUCUUCUCAUGGAUGUGCAUCAAUUAUAAACUGGAUUCCACCAUCCACCACCCUACAUUUGCAAGGACCCUGCCAUCUCCAACCCGCGUUUUGUUUACAAUAAUGAAAUAUUUUAACUGGGCUCAUGUUGGCAUCAUUGCUUCCAAUGAGGAUAUUUGGAUGGACACAGCUAACAAGUUAGCGAGUGCACUCAGGAACCAGGGGCUUCCUGUAGGCAUUGUUACAUCCAUGCGUAAAGGAGAAAAAGGCAUUGAAGACACCUGGAAUGAGAUUAAAGAAGUUGACGGCAUUAGAAUUAUACUCCUGUGCAUGCAUUCUGUGCUCGUUGGAGGGGAGGAACAGGCCACCUUGCUCACAAAAGCCCUGGAAAUGGGACUAGCAGAUGGAAGAUACGUCUUUGUUCCGUACGACACUUUACUGUACAGUCUUCCUUACCAAAACAACUCAUUCAGCAUCUUUGAUAACGACAGCAAGCUCCAGGAAGCAUAUGAUGCUGUGCUGACUGUCACACUGGAGUCUGGAGAAAGGACUUUCUAUGAUGCAUUCAGGGAAGCUAAAGAAAGUGGUGAAAUAACCAGCGAUUUGGAAGCCACCCAGGUUUCUCCACUUUUUGGAACAAUCUAUGAUGCCAUUUACUUCAUGGCAAUGGCUUUAGACAGUGCUCGGAGGAAAGGAGUCAGAAUUUCAGGAGCUAACAUAGCUGAGCACACAAAAAACUUCAGUUUCCCUGGAUUUAGUCACUGGAUAGAGACAGACAACUGUGGGAAGGGGCUGAGCAACUAUGUGAUACUGGACACAGAUGGUCAUGGGAACCAGCUCUUCCCAACCCACUUGCUGGACAUGUCUUCAGACUCUGUGAAGUCCCUAGCCCGGGCCAUCCACUUUCCUAGUGGAGCUCCACCCAAGCCAGACUCCAGCUGUUGGUUUGAUCCAGAUGUUCUCUGCACUGGAGGGAUUGAGCCUACAGUCAUGGUUUUGGGAGUAAUGCUGAUAUUUGCCUUGGUGCUUUGUGCUGUGGGCCUGGCUUCUCUCAUCAGGCAUAGUAUCUUGAACAGCCAGCUAUUCAGGGGACCUAACAAGAUAAUACUGACCUUGGAUGACCUUGUCUUCAUCAACCCAGAGCUACAUAAAAAGAGGCUGACCUUGGACAGUCUGACUGAUGCAAACAGCGUAGCAGCUGACGGCAGAAGCCUGAAAUCCGUAACUCGCUCCUUUUCCUUGAAAAGCACAGCUGCCACCCAUGAAACCUCCAAUGUGGCUUUGUAUGAGGGAGACUGGGUGUGGCUGAAAAAAUUUGAGACGGGAGCAGUUCACAAUCUGCGGCAAAGCUCCACCAGCAUCUUGAGGAAGAUGAAAGAACUGCGUCAUGAAAAUGUGAACCUCUUCCUGGGCUUUUUCUCUGACUGUGGCAUCUUUGCCAUAGUGACGGAGUACUGCUCCCGAGGAAGCCUGGAGGACUUGCUGAAAAAUGAAGAUAUGAAACUGGAUUGGAUGUUCAAGUCCUCUCUCGUGAUGGAUCUCAUUAAAGGAAUUAGGUAUUUGCAUCACCGAGAUUUUGCCCAUGGACGUCUCAAGUCUCGUAACUGUGUUGUGGAUGGCCGGUUUGUGCUGAAGAUCACUGACUAUGGUUAUAACGAGCUCUUAGAAGCACAGAAAUGCCCGUAUAUUCAUCCACCCCCAGAAGAAUUGCUCUGGACAGCUCCUGAGUUACUGAGGGACCCGGACAUGUGCAGAAAAGGCACGUUCAAAGGGGACAUUUACAGCUUUGCAAUCAUCCUACAAGAAGUGGUUGUUCGGGGUCCACCAUACUGCAUGUCAGAACUCUCAGCUGAAGAAAUUAUAAAGAAAGUGAAGAAGCCCCCUCCCCUGUGCCGCCCAAACAUAGCCCCUGAGUUGGCCCCCCUGGAGUGCAUCCAGGUAAUGAAGCAAUGCUGGGGUGAAGCCCCUGAACGACGUCCAACCUUUGAGGAGGUAUUUCAUAAGUUCAAAACCAUCAACAAAGGGAAAAAGACCAAUAUCAUUGACUCAAUGCUCAGGAUGCUUGAGCAGUAUUCGAGCAACCUGGAAGAUCUAAUCAGGGAGCGGACCGAAGAGCUAGAGAUUGAAAAACAGAAGACAGAAAAACUUCUGUCACAAAUGCUCCCGCCAUCAGUGGCAGAAGCCCUCAAGACUGGUGGCACUGUGGAGCCAGAGUAUUUUGACCAGGUGACCAUCUACUUCAGUGACAUCGUGGGCUUCACAACCAUUUCAGCCCUCAGUGAACCCAUUGAAGUAGUUGACCUUCUGAAUGACCUUUACACGCUGUUUGAUGCUGUUCUUGGAAACCAUGAUGUUUACAAGGUGGAGACAAUUGGCGAUGCCUACAUGGUUGCCUCAGGGCUCCCAAAACGGAAUGGAAACAAGCACGCGGCUGAGAUAGCCAACAUGUCCCUGGACAUCCUCAGCUCGGUGGGAACAUUCAAAAUGAGACACAUGCCAGACAUCCCUCUCAGGAUACGGAUCGGGCUGCAUACAGGGCCUUGCGUGGCAGGUGUGGUGGGGCUUACCAUGCCACGGUACUGCCUUUUCGGAGACACGGUGAACACGGCGUCACGAAUGGAGUCCACGGGCCUGCCUUACAGAAUUCAUGUCAGCCAAAGCACAGUGGAUACGCUUCGGAGUCUAAAUGAAGGCUAUGAAAUCGUACCUAGGGGAAAAACAGAACUGAAGGGUAAAGGAGUAGAAGACACAUAUUGGCUAGUUGGGAAAAAAGGCUUUCUGAAGCCCUUACCUAAACCUCCUGAAAUAAAACCAGGCCACAACUGGCCAGAUGUACUGACCAGGAAACUCAAAUCUGUCCUGAGGGGCACAAAGAGGACACUGACAAAAGCAACUUUUAAAGAGCUGGGGAGCAUGAAGGAGGCUGGAAUAAGUAUUGAAGAGGAUGAGAUCUGA